Messenger RNA from Daucus carota subsp. sativus, 1488 nucleotides. RefSeq lists its product as uncharacterized. The transcript has a single exon. Lineage: Eukaryota; Viridiplantae; Streptophyta; Magnoliopsida; Apiales; Apiaceae. The record is from RefSeq and is a predicted model, not a curated record. The coding region runs from base 1 to 1488 and encodes 495 amino acids.
AUGAAUGACUUGCAAGAGAGAGCCGGGAAGUAUAUUAAGGCUGAGGAAAGUUUGAGAAAGUCCCAGAACAAUCAAGGGCCGAAUACCAACUUCAAGAAGCGUGGAAGUGACACGGAGUAUAACGCUGAGAAUAAAUACUCCAAGAAAGACGAUGAUGAAAAGUCGCCUACUAAAAAGAAGUUAGGGCCGAGGUUUACUGAGUAUGCUAGACUCAAUGCCCCCAGAAGCCAAAUCCUGAUGGAGAUUGAGAAGGAGGAAAAUGUAAGAUGGCCGAAGCCUAUAAGGACCGAUCCGAAGAAACAAAAUAAAGACUUGUAUUGUCGGUUCCAUAAGGACAUUGGACAUAAGACCGAUGAUUUCCGACAGUUGAAGGACAAAAUAGAAUUCUUGAUCCGAAGAGGUAAGUUGUCUAAAUUUACUAAGGAUGGAGACAAGAAUUAUCGAGACAAUGACAAUCGUGGAAGGGACAAUGAUGACAAGAGAACCCAGCCUAGAGGGCCUGUGAUUAACGUGAUCUCCGGAGGGCCUACAGCUGCCGGAACCUCAAGUAAUUCAAGGAAAGCUUAUGCGAGGGAAGUGAUGAGUAUAGUAGGAGAACCCCCGAAGUGGGCAAAAAUUGACUAUGCAAUGGCAUUCGAUAACGUCGACCUCGAGAAAGUAAAGUUCCCCCAUGAUGACCCCUUAGUAAUUACACCAGUGAUUGGAAACUCGUCCGUAAAGAGAGUGCUCAUUGAUAAUGGAGCCUCGGUGGAUAUCUUGUUCAAUGAUGCCUAUGAAAAGAUGGGAUACUCCGAUACUCAACUAACACCCUCGGAUAUGCCUAUAUAUGGCUUCAACAAUGUGGAAACCAAGAUUGAAGGCAUGAUCCAACUCCCUGUAAUUAUGGGUACCGAACCUAGACAAGCCACAUGUAUGAUAAAUUUCUUGGUUGUCAAAGCUUCGUCGACCUAUAAUGCCAUCCUUGGGAGGACUGGAAUACAUGCUUUUAAGGCAAUCCCAUCCACUUACCACAUGAAGAUUAAAUUCCCGACUAGGAACGGAAUUGGAGAAGAACUGGGAGACCAGAAAAUGGCCCGAAGUUGUUAUAUUGGAGCACUGAGAUCCGGAAGAGCUGGGGGGAAAGUGCUACCCAUAGAGGAUCUCGAUGUCCAGGAAGAGGAAGAAAGAAGAGGCAAGCCUGCCGAAGAUUUAGUUCCAAUCCCGUUAUAUACCGAGGAACCCGAAAAGGACACUUAUGUUAGAGCAUUACUCCAGAAAGAUUUGAAACAAGAGCUUGUGAGGUUCUUAAGAACCAAUUGUGAUGUUUUUGCUUGGACAGCGGCUGACAUGCCAGGUAUUGAUCCUUUAUUCAUGAAUCAUAAGUUGAAUGUGAAUCCUGAUAGGAAACCCAUUAAGCAAAAGAAGAGGAAUUUCGCCCCCGAAAGGCAGGAAGCCAUUAAACAGGAGGUAGAUAAGUUGUUGGAAGCAGGGUUUAUCGAGGAAAUUUAG